CUCGAUCGAGACGGCCGGGCUCGAUCGAUCAACUAAACAGAACAAUCGAAUUAAAUUCGAACAAAUGCAUUAACCUCACAUAAAUUAAAAAUUAAUAAGUUUUUAAUUCGAACAAAAUAUUACAUGCCAGUAAUACGUUCAAUUCGUUAGUGUUCCAAUUUUAAAAUGAAACUAGGUUGUGAGAGUGCACAGGAUCGGUUGGCAAAAGAGGGAUAUUGUUAAAAAUAGGCUGUUUUCACACAGUUGUAAAGGGCAGAUAAAUUCAUAAGUGAAAGUGGAGAUGCAAAUAGUUGCGGCCCGUUUGUGACGUCACGAUCCAUUGGACCGAUGCGUUGUGCUCAGUGACAUUAGUGCGCCUAGUUCCCGCCGAAAAGAAUAAAGAUGGCCGAUCCCGACGCGUUCGAUGAUGAGAAGUUGGUAGUGGGAGGUCCAAAUCAGCGCAACUGGCGCGGCAUCCUUAUCGCGUUGCUGGUCAUCGUUGCUGUGCUGGCCUUGAUAGUGACCUCUGUGGUGCUGCUGACCCCGCCCGAUGAGGGGCCCAGGGUCAAAGGUCGAAGGUUAAGGAUACAGGAUCUGUUGAACGACGAGCUGCAACCAAUUAGAUGGAAUGGAACUUGGAUUUCUGGCGAUGAGUUCGUGUACCGCGACUCGUGGGGCGGGAUCAGCCUCAUGUUCGCGGCCAACCAGACUUCCAAGACCCUCAUGCCGAAUACUACUUUUAGAGUGCUAGAGCCGUUAUCAUUCUCAGUGUCAGCGGACCGGCGGUUCCUGCUGCUGGCGCAGAAUGUGCGCAAACUGCACCGACACUCCUAUCUCGCCAGAUACACCGUCUACGACAUACUUACCACAGAGUCCUACCCUCUCACGCCUUUGCCUGACGAUAUCGGAGGAGUUAUCACGGAGGGCCCGUACCUCCUGCUCGCAGCGUGGACUCCGAAAGGCCACGGACUCAUCACUAUCAAGGACUACGACAUUUACUACAGGCCAGCUCCGAGAUCCUCUACCGGAUACCGGGUCACCGACACCGGGAUACCGGGAACCAUUUACAACGGCGUUCCGGAUUGGUUGUAUGAAGAAGAGAUCCUGAACUCAAGGACGGCGCUGUGGAUGUCAGCAGACGGCCACAUGCUACUCUACGCCACCUUCAACGACACUCUCGUUCUAGAACAGAAGUAUCCGUGGUACGGCGCUGCGUUGGAUACUGACGAACCUGCUAAGACGUACCCGGAGAUCAGAAGCGUGCGGUACCCCAAGCCUGGUACCAACAACCCAACAGUAACACUGACGGUGGCUGACAUCGCGGACCCUAAGCAUAUAAGAACCAGGCAUCUUAUACCUCCUAAGGAAAUACUUGAAGAAGGCGAUUAUUACUUCACCAGCGCUCAGUGGGUGUCCCUCACGGAAGUCUGCGUGGUGUGGCUGACCAGGACACAGAAUCUGUCAGUGGUUUCCGUCUGCAAGAACCCCAUGUGGCACUGUCAAGAGGUAUACAGGAUAACAUCAGGGUCCGAGAGCUGGGUGGAGUCAGCUCCAGCGCCUCUCUGGUCUGCAGGAGGAGGGGCUCUAGUAACCCUGGCGCCAGUGAGGGAUGGGCCAGCUGGCCUGUUCCGGCAUAUAGUGAGGACUGAGAGGAACGCGCAUGGUCCAAGAGCACUGUCGUUGACGUACGGCAGCUUCGAUGUGGUGAGGCUUCUUGCUUGGGAUCACGUGAAUCAGCAUAUAUAUUACCUGGGUAUACCUGAAGGUAAGCCGGGACAGCAGCAUCUGUACCGGGUGUCGUCCGAGGCUCCACGACAAGGAUCGCCGCAGAAGUUACCUUACUGCGUUACUUGUAACUCGCAGCCGUCCCCGUCAAUUAACCUGGAGUACUACGGGAACCUGGCAUCUUCUGGAGACAGCACCUGGGACAGCGACUGGGACGAGGAACUGCCCGCCACCUCGCCCUCACCCACCAAGAAGAAGAAGAAGAGGCAUCCGGAAGGCAUGCCGCAGAACGCACCGUGCCUUUACCACGAGGCGUACUUCAGCAUCUCAUCAGCGUACUUCGUGCUGGAGUGCCUCGGGCCAGGAGUUCCCACGUCAAGCCUGCACAAGACCGCACUGCCAGAGCCGCGGCUUCUCAUGCACUUGGAGAACAACACUGCUGUGAAGGAAAGACUGUCGGGGAUAGCGUUACCAACUCCAAGAACGUUCUCCGUUCAGCUGUCCAGCGGACACACGGCCAGGGUGCGGCUGCUUCUGCCGCCAGGGUUGAGGGAAGACGAGGUCACCAAAUACCCGUUGGUGUUGAAAGUCCACGGUGCCCCAGGGUCCCAACUAGUGACAGAGAAGUGGAACGUGGACUGGGGCUCCCUCGCGGCAGGCGCCGGGGCGGUGGUGGCGUCGGUGGAUGCGCGCGGCGCGGGGGGAAGGGGCCUUGGCGCGCACCACACGCUGCACCGAAGACUUGGGACUGUGGAGCUGCAGGACCAGCUGGAGGUGGCUGAGUACCUGCGCGAAUCGCUGCACUUCAUCGACGCGAGACGCGUGGCGGUGUGGGGCCAGUCCCACGGCGGGUUCCUGGCGACCCUGGCUCUCGCCAGCAAAGUCAACGUCUUCCAUUGCGGCAUCGCUAUCACCCCUAUUGUCCGCUGGCGUUAUUAUGCAUCAGCAUACGCGGAACGGUACAUGGGCUUCCCGAACGCGACAGGCAACUACCGAGGCUACGCAGACGCUGACGUCACGAAGCAGGCAUCAGCCCUGCAUGAUAAGAUGCUACUUCUCAUCCACGGUACUGCUGAUGAUAACGUUCAUAUACAGCAGACCAUGGCGCUGGCGAGGGCCCUGGCGAACCUCGGCAGUAUGUUUAGACAACAGAUCUACCCAGACGAAGGCCACAGCCUGGAAGGCGUGCGGCGGCACCUGUACCGCACCAUGUCCUCGUUCCUGGACGAUUGCUUCAGGAAGCAGGUGCCUCCGGAGACCAAGGCGGGGUUGCGAAACGGCGGGAAUCUCGACUGAGACACGUGGAGGGACGAGGAGUUGUGCUCUUGGUAGCACGAGAUCGUCGAAAAACGAAGAGAGAGUUGUAGUAUAAACAAUAAAACCAGUAGUACAAUUUGUUCCAUAUCCAGUACACGCGGUCUACUGCCAUAACACAAAGGGGAAGGUUCUUAAAUAUAAAGUUCGGUCAGAAAUUGAAUUUAUUAAUAAAAUAGGGUAAAGUAACCCAAUGAACUUUAGAUAUGAAUGGGAUAUUGUUAUAUUUAUUUAUAGUUUAAUUGUACAUCAAAGAAAACACUGUACUUAAGAUGAAAAUGAAUGAAGGCAUGUACAAUUGGCGGUCUUAUCGCUUGAGGCAAUCUCUUAUAGAGAAUCAUUGGAUGGAAUAGGAGAAAAUAACGAAAAAGGACAGUUCAGGGCAUACAUGAUAUAUAAAUAUAUAUUUUUAUUAUAUUACCAACGUAUUUAUGGUAAUUCAGUCAGGUUCGAAAUACGUAGAGCGUGUUACGAAAAAUUCUGAACGUCCCACGUUGGGCGCCAGUAACUAAUACUACGAAAUAUAAUAUAUUACUUCAUGUAUACGCAUGUUUUGCAAUUGCGUAUGGAUUGCAAGUGACGUCAGUAGUCAAAACUUUAGCACCGAUGUUAGUACAAAUUCGACUUUAAAUACAGAAGUUAAAGUUUGAUAGUGAGACAACAAAGUUACCAAUGAGAAAGUGGUAACGAGAUGAAAUUGGCUUAAUUGAAAUUCGACUAUGAAGAAACAGAUCUGUACACCCAGAUAAGGAAUAUUUCCUAAAUUCGCUGAAUGAAAACGCGCGUUGACAUGCAUCGUGCGUUUUAAUACAAAAUUAGUGCUCUGAUUAUCGCGCGUUGAAGGCCAAACCAUGACCGGGGUUUAUCUUAAUUUGAAUUUAUACAAAUGAAUACCAAAAAGGGUGCCUAGACCCAGCAAAAAGCGUACAAUCAACAGCAGUGGGCAACUAGAUAUAAGAUUUUAUAUUUAAAACCUUCCCGUAUAUAACAGUAUGCUAUGAACACAUAAUAUAUGUAUUAUAAAAGAAAUCGACAUAAUCAAAGACAAAGUAAAUGAUAUCGCGUAGCUAAGUUAGGUACUAAUUAGAGCCAUUUAGAUCAAAACCUAAGCUCAGUACAUACUAAAAAUCAAGCUUAGUUUUUGUUAAGUGCCGCUCAAAUUAUGAUCAAAUGCAACAAAUAAACAGUCGUAACUACACGUACAAAGACUGGAAAA
Manduca sexta (tobacco hornworm) is the source of this 4234-nucleotide messenger RNA. RefSeq names its product inactive dipeptidyl peptidase 10 (gene Dpp10). The transcript has 19 exons. Gene Ontology annotation, molecular function: serine-type peptidase activity; dipeptidyl-peptidase activity. Gene Ontology annotation, biological process: proteolysis. Bases 382 to 3000 code for a protein of 872 amino acids. Lineage: Eukaryota; Metazoa; Arthropoda; Insecta; Lepidoptera; Sphingidae. The record is from RefSeq and is a predicted model, not a curated record.